This is a messenger RNA of Hypanus sabinus (Atlantic stingray), 5064 nucleotides long. RefSeq lists its product as uncharacterized. Bases 24 to 533 code for a protein of 169 amino acids. NCBI's taxonomy places the organism in Eukaryota, Metazoa, Chordata, Chondrichthyes, Myliobatiformes, Dasyatidae. The transcript has 2 exons. The record is from RefSeq and is a predicted model, not a curated record.
GAGAUCCCACAGGAGGAAGGGGGAUGGGGAAUUUCAACAUGCAGGUGAACUGGGAGAAACAGUUUGGUGCUGUACCCCAGGAUGGGGAGUUUGUAGAGUGCCUACGGGAUGCAUUCUUGGAACAGCUUGUACGAGAGCCGACCAGGGACAAGGCUACUCUGGAUUUAGUCUUGUGUAAUGAACCCGAUUUGAUCAGCGAUCUUGAAGUAAAGGAGCCAUUGGGAGGUAGUGACCAUAACAUGAUCUGUUUUUAUCUGCAGUUUGAGAAGGAUAAGGGCAGCUCGGAGGUGUCAGUGUUGCAGUUGAACAGGGGUAACUAUGAAGCCAUGAGGGAGGAGCUGGCCAAAGUUGACUGGACGGAUAUCCCAGCAGAAAAGUCAGUGGAACAGCAAUGGCAGUUUGAGAAGGAUAAGGGCAGCUCGGAGGUGUCAGUGUUGCAGUUGAACAGGGGAAACUAUGGAGCCAUGAGGGAGGAGCUGGCCAAAGUUGACUGGACGGAUAUCCCAGCAGAAGAGACCAUGGAACAGCAAUGACAGGUAUACUUGGGAAUAAUGCACAAGGUGCAAAAUCAGUUCAUCCCCCAGAGAAAGAAGGAUUCAAAGGGGGGAAAGGGGCCACAGUGGUUGACAAAGGAAGUCUGAGAUUGCAUAGCAUUAAAAAAAGGAAGUAUGACAGAGCUAAGGUGAGUGGGAGGACAGAUGAUUCGGAAGUUUUUAAGGAACAACAGAACUUAACUAAAAAGGCAAUACGGGGAGAAAAAAUGAGGUACGAAUGCAAGCUAACCAGGAAUAUAAAGGAAGAAAGCAAAAGCUUUUUUACCUAUGUGAAGAGAAAGAAGACAGUUAAGAACAAUGUUGGGCCCUUGAAGAAUGAAUUGGGUGAAAUUGUUAUGGGAAACAGAGAAAUGGCAGAAGAAUUUAAUGAGUACUUUAGAUCUGUUUUCACUAAGGAAGACACAAGCAAUCUCCCAGAUGUAUGGAUGGGCCAAGGACAUAGGGUAACAGAGGAAAUGAAACAGAUUGACAUUAGGAAGGAAACAGUGAUGAAUAGACUGAUGGGACUGAAGGCUGACAAAUCCCCAGGUCCAGAUAGUCUGCAUCCGAGGGUACUAAAGGAGGUGGCCCUGGAAAUUGCGGAUGCAUUGGUAAUCAUUUUCCAAUGUUCCUUAGAUUCAGUAUCCGUUCCUGAGGAUUGGAGAAUGGCUAAUGCUAUCCCACUUUUUAAGAAAGGAGAAAGGGAGAAAACAGAGAACUAUCGACCUGUCAGCCUGACAUCAGUAAUGAGGAAGAUGCUAGAGUCCAUUAUUAAAGAUGAAAUAGUGGCAUAUCUAGGUAGCAGUGAUAGGAUUGGGCCGAGCCAGCAUGGAUUUACCAAGGGUAAAUUUCCCAACUAAUCUGUUUGAGUUUUUCGAGGAUGUAACCAGGAAGUUAGACGGGUGAGAUCUAUUGGAGGUACCUCGAUUUUCAGAAGGCAUUUGAUAAGGUCCCACAUAGGUGAUUGGCGUGUAAAAUCAAAGCUCAGGGCAUCGGGGGGAAGACAUUGACAUGGAUAGAAAACUAGUUGACAGAUAGAAAGCAAUGGGGAGCGGUGAAUGGGUGUUUCUCGGAAUGGCAGGUUGUGACUAGUGGGGUGCCACAGGGCUCGGUAUUGGGACCACAGCUGUUUAUAAUUUACAUCAACUAUUUAGAUGAAGGCAUUGAGAAUAACAUCAGCAACUUUGCUGAUGAUAGUAAGCUGGGUGGCAGUGUGACAUGCGAUGAGGAUGUUAGGAGAAUUCAGGGUGACUUGGAUAGGCUGGGUGAGUGGGCAGAUACUUGGCAGAUGACGUUUAAUGUGAAUAAGUGUGAGGUUAUCCACUUUGGGAGUAAGAACAGGAAGGCAGAUUAUUAUCUGAACGGUGUAGAGUUAGGUAAGGGAGAAAUACAAAAUCUAGGAGUCCAUGUUCAUCGGUCACUGAAGGUGAAUGAGCAAGUGCAGCAGGCAGUGAAGAAGGCUAAUGGAAUGUUGGCCUUUAUUACAAAGGGAAUUGAGUACAAGAGCAAGGAAAUCCUCUUGCAUUUGUACAGAGCCCUGGUGAGACCACACCUGGAGUAUAGUGUUCAGUUUUGGUCUCCAGGGUUAAGGAAGGACAUCCUGGCUGUAGAGGAAGUGCAGCGUAGAUUCAUGAGGUUAAUUUCUGGGAUGUCUGGACUGUAUUACGCAGAGAGAUUAGAGAGACUGGGCUUGUACACACUGGAAUUAAGGAGAUUGAGAUGGGAUCUGAUUGAAACAUAUAUGAUUAUUAAGGGAUUGGACAAGAUAGAGGCAGGAAAUGUUUUCCUGAUGUUGGGAGAGUCCAGUACCAGAGGGCAUGGUUUGAGAAUAAGUGGUACGUCAUUUAGGACAGAGUUAAGGAAAAACUUCUCCCAGAGAGUUGUGGGGGUCUGGAAUGCACUGCCUCGGAAGGUAGUGGAGGCCAAUUCUCUGGAUGCUUUCAAGAAGGAGCUAGAUAGGUAUCUUAUGGAUAGGGGAAUCAAUGAAUACGGGGACAAGGCAGGAACCGACUAUUGAUAGUAGAUGCUCAGCCAUGAUCUCAAAAUGGCGGUGCAGGCUCGCAGGGCCGAAUGGUCUACUUCUGCACCUAUUGUCUGUUGUCUAUUGUCCCACUGGAGGAAGGGGGAUGGGGAAGAGACAACCCACAGUUGGAAGAUGGAUGGGGAAGAGAGAUCCCUCAGGAGUAAGUGGGAUGGGGAAAAAAUUUCCGGCAGGAGGAAGUGCAUGGGGAAGAGUGAUCCUACAGAAGGAAGCAGAAUGAUGAUGAGAGAUCCAACAGGAGGUAGAGGGAUGGGAAAGAGAAAUCCUACAGAAUGGAAAUGGGAAAGAGAGAUCCCACAGAAGGAAAGGGGCUGGUGAAAAUGAUCUCACAGGAGUAAUGGGGAUAGGGAAGAGAGAUCCCACACGAGGAAGUGGGAUGGGGAAGAGAGAUCACACAGGAGGAAGAGGGAUGGGGAAGAGAUGUCUCUGAGCAGGAUGUGCAUAUAGAAGACAGAACCUGGAGUAGGAAGCUGAAUCAGGAAGAGAGAUCCCACUGGAGGAAGGGGAACUGGGAAGACAGCUCCCACAGCAGGAAGGGGUGUGGGGAAGAAACACCCCACAGGAAGUAGGGGAUGAGGCAAUGCGAUCCUGCAGGAAGAAGUGCGAUGGGGAAAAGAGGUCCCACAGCAGUAGGGGGUAUGGGGAAGAAAGAUACCACAGGAGGAAUGGGGAAAGGAAAGAGAGAUGCUAGGGGAGGAAGGGGAAUGGGAAGGAGAGGUCCCACAGGAGGAAGGCAGAUGGGGAAAGGAGAUCCCACAGGUGGAAGAGGAUGGGAAGAGAGAGCGCACACGAGGAAGGGGAUGAGGAAAUGAGAUCACGCAGGGAGAAGUGGGAUGGGGAACAGAGUUCCCUCAGGUCGAAGGGGGAUAGAAAAGAGAGAUCCUACGGGAGAAAGGGAAUGGGAAGGAGAGUUCCCACAGGAGGAAGGUGGAUGGUGAAGGGAGAUCCAACAGGAGGAAGAGGGAUGGGGAAGAGAGAUUCCACAGGACGAAAGAGAUGCGGAUGAGAGAUCCCACAGGCAGAAGGAGAAAGGGGAAGAGAUAUCCCGCAGGAGGAAGGAGAUCGCGAAAAGAGAUCCCUCAGGAGGAAGGUGAAUGGGGAAGAGAUAUCCCACAGCACUUGGGGGUAUGGGGAAGAGAGAUCCCACAGGAAGAAGUGGGAUGGGGAACAGAGUUCCCACAGGUUGAAGGGGGGAUAGAAAAAAGAGAUCCUAUGGGAGAUAGGGGAUGGGAAGGAGUGACCCCACAGGAGGAAGGCGGAUGGUGAAGGGAGAUCCAACAGGAUGAAGAGGGAUGGGGAAGAGAGAUCCCACAGGAGGAAGGGGGAUGGGUAAAGCAGAUCCAACACGAGGAAGGGGGAUGGGGGAGAGAUCCCACAGGAGGAAGGGGAUGGGUUAUCGACAUCCAAGCGGAGAAAGGGGAUGGGGAUGAGAGAUCCCUCAUGAAGAAGAGUGAUAGGCAUGAGAGAUCCCACUGUAAGUGGGAUGAGGAAAGAGAUCCGACAGGAGGAAGGGGAUGGGAAGAGAGAUACCACAGGAGGAAAGGGAUCCGGAAGAGAGAUCACACAGGAGGAAGGGGGAUGGGGAAGUGAGAUCCCACAGGAGGAAUGGGGAUGGGGAAGAGAGAUCCUACGGGAGAAAGGGAAUGGGGAGAGAUCCCACAGGAGGAAGGCGGAUGGUGAAGGGAGAUUCAACGGGAGGAAGAGGGAUGGGGAAAAGAAUUCCUUCAGGAGGAAGGGGAAUGGGGAAGAGAGAUCCCGCAUGAGAAAGGGGGACAAGGAAGAGAAAUCCCACAGGAGGAAGGGGGAUGGGUAAUGGAGAUCCCACAAGAGGAAGGGGGAUGGGGAGGCGAAAUCCCACAGGAGGAAGGGGAUGGGUUAUCGAGAUCCAAGAGGAGAAAGGGGAUGGGGAAGAGAGAACCCUCAUGAAGAAGAGUGAUGGGGAUGAGAGAUCCCACAGGCGGAUGGGAAUGGGGAAGAGAGAUCCCACAGUAAGGGGGAUGAGGAAAAUGAUCCGACAGGAGGAAGGGGAUAGGGAAGAGAGAUACCGCAGGAAGAAAGGGAUCGGGAAGAGAGAUCACACAGGAGGAAGUGGGAUGGGAAAGAGAGAUCCUAUAGGAGGAAGGGGGAUGGGGAAAAUAAUCACUUGGGAGGAAGGGGGAUGGGUAAAGGAGAUCCAGCACGAGGAGGGGGGAUGGGGAAGAGAGAUCCCACAGGAGGAAGGGGGAUGGGGAAGGGAGAUCCCACAGGAGGGAUUGGUGAACGAGAUCCAAGAGGAGAAAGGGGAUGGGGAUGGGAGAUCCCUCAUUAAGAACAGUGAUGGGGAUGAGAGAUCCCACAGUAUGUGGGAUGAGGAAAGAGAUACGACAGGAGGAAGGGGAUGGGGAAGAGAGAUACCACAGGAGGAAAGGGAUCCGGAAGAGAGAUCCCACAGGUGGAAGCGGGAUGGGGAAGAGAUAUCCCACAGGAAGAAGGUGGAUGGGGAAGAGAGAU